Messenger RNA from Biomphalaria glabrata, 3675 nucleotides. Its product is annotated as neurogenic locus protein delta-like. Lineage: Eukaryota; Metazoa; Mollusca; Gastropoda; Planorbidae. The record is from RefSeq and is a predicted model, not a curated record. Gene Ontology annotation, biological process: heterophilic cell-cell adhesion; establishment or maintenance of epithelial cell apical/basal polarity. Bases 857 to 1669 code for a protein of 270 amino acids. The transcript is spliced from 6 exons. Gene Ontology annotation, cellular component: protein-containing complex; plasma membrane.
CCAUAGAGUUAUUGCUAGCGGUGACUUCCUACACUCUACACAAUUCUAACACAUUUUUGACGUUGUGUCUGCUUGACAUUUAUACAAUGCAUCGCCCUCGUCUGGAUUUAUUCAAAUAUGUUAUCUAACGAUGGGGACAUUUUGGACAUGUGCUGGGAAUAUAGGGGAGAUAAAAACAAUACAGUGAGUGCAAGCUUAUUGUUCUUGAGGCUCUCCAACUGGAUCUAAGAGGAACACUGCGAAGGAAGUCUGUCCCAUCAUCCUCCGCACCAAAACCGGAAAUCUCAAAGAUUUUUUUUUCGCCGUCUGCGAGGAAUGUUUUUCAACUAAAAUCUUCAGUCCAAGUUGGUCGCAGGGGUGAAUACAAAAUGUCUCCCAAUCAAACGAGGCGUUUUAUUUUCGACCUAGGCCUGUGUUCGUUAAGUUUGGACAGAAGCAUAGCCAGAUUUCUGACCAAGUUACUGUCAAUCCAAAGACAAUCUAGCUGACAAAAUUGUCAACUGAGAAAAGAAAAGUUGAUUAAUAAAUUGGAUCAUAGUAAAGCUGAUAAAAAGAAAAAAAAUUUAAAAGGUUUUUCUUUUUAAACCAAAAGUAUUUGUGAAUCAGCAUCGUCUUUGUGAUGUGAGAAAACAAAGUCAUCAAAAUUCGAUAAAUUCUCCACUAAAUAAACAUAUUGUGGAAAGUUGGAUACAGAAAUUAUUUCUUCGGGACUAUAACAGUUUUCAGAAGUAAAGGACUAACAAGAAACAGGAAGUUAACUCUGUGAAGGGACGUAACGCAGGGGAAAAAGAGGAGAGAAACAAGCUUACACUCAGAAGUGUUGUUUCCCCUGCUAUCUAAGGUAGAGGGACAAGUCAUGCCCGUACAACUUCCGAGUGCGACGUCUGCUGAAACCCAUCCCAAGCUUCCAUCUGUGUCCGGUAUGUCAGCGUCCUUCAGAGAAGCCGAGCUGAUCGUUUCCAUCUGCUUAUGGCUGCUAGUCCGACCCAGCCUGCAGGCGGCCAUCAAUGAGGUGUUAAAUGUUGUCUGCCCUUACAGUUGUCAUAAUCACGGCGACUGCGUGGUGGCCACGUCUACGUCUGUAAUCACGUGUGACUGUCACGUCGGAUGGGGAGGAGACUACUGUGACCUACCUUGUACAAGACCAUGUGUUCAUGGGACCUGUGUUUUCGCUGGGGAGAAACAAUUCUGUCUGUGUUCGCUGGGGUUCAAAGGUGAGAUGUGCGACGUCCCUGGCUACGACAUCAACGCUUGGAUCAACCUGGCCAAGAUUAUUACAGCUCACACCCCCGCUUUGGGAACAGGUGUCCUGGAUCCACGAAUGGAAGUUCAAGCUAACAUCAAGAAAGGUUCCAGCAUCUGCAUCGAUAACUUUGUUUGCCAGAACCAAGGACGCUGUGUCAACGGUCAAUAUUCGGGCUACAGAUGUCAAUGCAAUACAAGUCGACACACGGGCAUCUUUUGCCAAUAUACUUGCCCCAAACCUUGCCUAAAUGGUGGCACCUGUGUAAGACUGCGCAAGGCCGGAAAUGAGAAAGAUGUCAAUGACGUCAUUUCGCUUCCGGAAAAUCAAGCUAUAUAUCGUUGUGCCUGCCGCGAAGGUUACGGAGGCGAGUUUUGCAACAGACAGCUUAAGACGAUCAAUGCCAACAAUACUUCUGGUACUUGAUAAACAAACGGAUUUUAAAAGUAUUUACAAAGAGAAAAUAGUUUUUUUUUAAAAGGAACUAAAAAUAAAAGAUCUAGAAUCUAGUCAAUUAAUAGAUCUAAUAUAUUAACGAUGUAUUUUAUUUUUUUUUAUGUUAGAUGCCUUGCUAAUUCGGUUUAUCACAUAAUUCACAUUCAUCUUAGCUUCUAUGGCAGAAUUCGACAACGUUCGAAGAAAGAUGAAACAAAACUUCGUUAUUUUGACUUCUGGAUCGCGUCUUUCUGGCCAGAUUGGCUCUACACUGUAAUGUACAACUGUUGUAAACGUCUGCUGGCCAGAUUUAAACCAAUCUGUUUUCAGAGUAAACUAUCUGGUGUGGAGAUAUUUAAGAUGUAAUACUUAUCUAUUUAUCAAAGCAUUGUGUAUCACCAUUAACACUAAAUAUGCCAAAUUUAUGUUCAAAUUCUCUUUAUCUAUUGUAUAACUACAAAACGUUUGGGUUGAAUGACAAAGCCAAUGUGCACGACCAACAUCAAUGAAAUAUUUUCUUUUUCAACAUUUGAAAUAACUUGUUAGUUUUUUUUUAACGUCCACGCUAAUCUACCUAAACUGUGCACUGGCUAAAACUAUUUAUGGGCAAAUGGCGAAGGGAGUGGCAGAGGUCAAAUUAGGUCAAUGAAGUUUCUUGAUUAAGAAAUAGUGUGCCUUUUAAUGAAUAUACAAAUUAAAACGUGUAUUGUGUAUAGAGAUAUCUUGUUUUACGUUGACAUAUUAUCACGUGUUGCUGGACAUCACGAGUCAAUUUCUAAAAAUAAAUAGUGAGAUACCGGUAUGUUUCCAGACUGUGCACAAUAUAUUUGAGCAAAAUCCAAAAUUUGUGAUUCUAUGUAUUUCAAAUUAAUUGUAUCAAAUACUUAAUGAAUUUGAUUUUAUCCCCCCACCCCCAAAUAAUUACAUGCCUAAAAAUUGAAAGCAAUCAAUUUCUAUAAAUAUUCUCAACAAUUGUUGAUUAAAUGUACAUGCAAUAUCAUCAUAAUGAACAAUUUAGAAUUUUAAAAAAUCUUAUUAUUGAUUGGAAAUUCCAAAAUGGAUUUAACUCCAAGUGGUAGUUUAGUUUAGAAAUACUAACACUCCUCCACACAGGUUGUAUCUUGCACAGAAGCUAAAUGAGUGACAAUUGAACACUUGGGUAUUUAUUACUGAUCAGAGUGCAUUUCAGUUGACUCUUGAUAGUCUAACACUUUAUAAUCUGACACUCAGUAAUUCGAUGAGGCUGCAAAGGCAAAAUACAGUCAGCAGUAACCAAGCUAUGGCAGCUGCAAACAUUUUGAUACUAAAAUUUUAGAUCAAUAAGAGCUUUUCUUUUUUAUCUGUUGUUUAUAUUAUGCCCUUGAAAUUGUAACAGAAUAUUAUUACUUUAUGACAUCAUAAAUACAGUUUUCUUGACUUAUUCAGUUAAAUCCUUUGAAGUACAUCCAAACUUUGGUAAUCCUUUUUCAGCAAUAUGACCUCCCCCUCCUUUUCUGACCUCAUAACAGUCAGACUAUCAAGAGUCAACACAAUUUGGAGUACGGUAAAUACUGAGCUUUGAAUGCCAUAAUGGUGCACAGACUAGAGGGAAGAAAGAAAAAAAACUUUAAGGAGGCAAUUUGGGACCAGAGCCAGUGAUAAUUUAUUAGAUCAUCACUUCUAUUGCACAGACUCAUGUACAUAUUAGAUUUGAGUUGAAACAGGCAUAGUUAGUUUAAAAAGCAAUUGUCUCAAUGGAUCUCUUCAACAUUACCUCUUUUUUUUUUCAUUCUAUAUGUUCAUACAAAUUUAUUAAUGUAUUCUAAUAUUUCAUAUUUAUUUAUUUUUUUCUUUGUUCAUUUAUUCUAAUAUUUUUAUGUGUGUGUUUCUAUAUGUUAUUACAAAUUUAUUAGUGUAACUGUUAUGUUUCAUAUUUAUUUAUUCUUUCUUUGUUCACUAAUUAAGAUAAUCAUUUUUUUUUUAUUACAAAAUAAUAAAAAGAGUAUACAUUUAACCCA